This is a messenger RNA of Pleurotus ostreatus (oyster mushroom), 846 nucleotides long. RefSeq lists its product as uncharacterized. The coding region runs from base 1 to 846 and encodes 281 amino acids. The transcript is spliced from 7 exons. Gene Ontology annotation, molecular function: GTP binding; GTPase activity. NCBI's taxonomy places the organism in Eukaryota, Fungi, Basidiomycota, Agaricomycetes, Agaricales, Pleurotaceae. The record is from RefSeq and is a predicted model, not a curated record.
AUGCUCAGGUUCACAAGCAGAGAUGCUUUGUAUCGCGAUUUGGAUGAGAUGAUGAAGCUUCGCCAGAAGUGCAAGCAUUUCCGUAUCUUGAUCAUCGGUAGAGCCAACGCCGGAAAAACAACAAUUCUACAGAAGAUAUGCAAUACCAACGAGGAAGCAUCGAUACAAGACGCAAAGGGCAAUAUGAUACCGAUGUCUACGAUUACACCAUCUAAUAUGCGGGGGAUGCAUGACAUUGAGAAAUCUCUGGUCUUUCCAAGUAAUCAAGGCUUCGUGUUUCACGAUUCCCGGGGAAUCGAGGCUGGUGGCAAGCAAGAACUAGACAUCGUGCAAAAUUUCAUAGCCAAGCGGGCGAAGUCUCACAAUUUGGAAGAUAGAAUCCAUGUCAUAUGGUAUUGCAUACCGGUCGACAACGAUAGAAUAUUUACCGCCGCUGAGAAAUCCUUUUUCGAUAGCCUGAGUCGGCAUGGAGGCGUUGAAACUCCGGUAAUUGCGAUAUUUACGAAAUUCGACCACCGUGACAUCGAGUCGUUCAUGUCUCUUCAAGAAGAGGGCCUGGAGGAUACCGAAGCAAAGGCGAAGGCACCUAAUCAUGCCAAAGAAGUCUUCGAGAAAGAAUUUCUACCUGAGAUAUACAACCUCAGCUACCCCCCUCAGCGCCAUGUAUAUUUGAGAGAUAUGCAAGAGCCAGAUUCCAGUGUCUCUGAACUUGCGGAGCGCACGGCAGAAGUACUUGAAAACGGUGUGCUGAGGCUAAUGUUCGUUUCCACGCAGAGGAGUAGCAUCACACUAUGUAUCAAAUACGCCAUAGAGCAGUCCUUGUGUGGUUUCCAUACGACCUGGUGA